Messenger RNA from Parus major (Great Tit), 1278 nucleotides. RefSeq names its product sulfotransferase 2B1. The transcript is spliced from 6 exons. Gene Ontology annotation, cellular component: cytoplasm. Lineage: Eukaryota; Metazoa; Chordata; Aves; Passeriformes; Paridae. The coding region runs from base 16 to 975 and encodes 319 amino acids. Gene Ontology annotation, biological process: sulfation. Gene Ontology annotation, molecular function: sulfotransferase activity. The record is from RefSeq and is a predicted model, not a curated record.
GGCUCCUGGGCAGGAAUGUGCCGGGGGGUUCCGGACCCCGCCCGCCGGGGCCGCUUCCUCUUUCGGCGCUAUUUAAGCGGUUCCCGGCGCGUCCCGCCCGGCCGGGCCAUGGAGCGCAUGGAGGUGACCGAGACCUUUGCGGGCAUCGCCCUGCCCGGCCACCUCCACACCCAGGAGUCCCUCGGCUUCGCCGCCGCCUUCACCUUCCGCCCCACCGACGUGCUCAUCGCCACCUACCCCAAAUCGGGCACCACCUGGAUGCAGGAGAUUCUGACGCUGCUCUUCAGCCUUGGAGAUGCCCGCCCAGCCAAGACCAUUCCCAACUGGGAGCGGGCGCCCUGGCUGGAGCAGAUCUACUGCCGGGAGGCUCUGCGGGACACCGGGACCCGCCGGCUCCUCACCACCCACCUGCCCGCCCACGUCCUGGCCCCCGCCCUGCAGCGCAGCAAGGCCAAGGUGAUCUACGUGGCCAGGAACCCCAAAGACGUCGCUGUCUCCUUCUACCACUUCCACCACCUGGCCAAGUUCCUGCCCGACCCCAGCUCCUUCGAUGCCUUCCUGAAGCAGUUCCUCGAGGGCACAGUGCACUACGGCUCCUGGUUUGACCACGUCAAGGGCUGGCUGGGCCAGCGGCACCUCCUGGACAUCCUGUACGUCACCUACGAGGAGCUGCACCAGGACCUGCGUGGCACGGCACAGCGCCUCAGCGGCUUCCUGGGCUGCCCGCUGGCACCGGCCACGCUGGCAGCCCUGCAGCAGCACUGCAGCUUCUCUGCCAUGAGGGACAACGCCAUGGCCAACUACUCCCUCAUCCCCAUCGAGAUCAUGGACCACAGCCAGGGCCGCUUCAUGCGCAAAGGGGUGGUGGGGGACUGGCGCAGCCACUUCUCCCCCGAGCAAAAUGCUCUCUUCAACCGGCGCUACCAGGAGGAGAUGGGGGACGUGGAGCUGCCCUCGCAGUGGCCCAUGGCCUGAAGGACCCGGGCUCUGGGGGGACGCUGAGCCCUCACCUGCUGAGAACCGCAUGGAGACCCUGCAGGGACCCCCUCAGGUGCCCCAUAAAACACCCCCUGUGUCACCCCGGCACCAGGGGGUCCCACGGGGCUGGGGCGCUGGUGGGGGGCCGUGGCACCAUCCCACCUCUCUGGGGACAGGGAGCUUUUCUGGCCAUGCAUUGUGGCCAUCCCCGUGGCCUCGCUCCCCCCGGCCAGGGCCGUGACCCCCCCUUUCCGCCCAUCCCGCCCUGUGGAAAUAAAUAUUUAUUGCUGUUCCCAGGCA